Molecule: messenger RNA, 1476 nt
Organism: Trachymyrmex cornetzi
Lineage: Eukaryota; Metazoa; Arthropoda; Insecta; Hymenoptera; Formicidae
Exons: 2
Coding region: 1-1476 (491 amino acids)
Source: RefSeq, a predicted model, not a curated record
AUGUCGCGUGAUAAUUCUCCUGAGAUUAUGGCUAACACUCCGGAAGAUGUGAAUGAUACAACUUCUAAUCAAUCUACACAAAUGGUUCACAUUUCUGCGGAUGAGUUUGGUGAAGUUUCUCCACUUGACUCGAUUAAUGACAAAUGGCUUGUCAAUCUGAGUGACGUCGAAUUACCGAAGGAAGUACAAUAUUUAUUGCAGUUGGGAGAAGGCUUUGGCCUACCAAUAGACAAAGGGAAUAUAGAUAGGACUUUAGUAGAAUUUAUAAAACAUAUUGAGAAUAAUAUAUAUGGUCGACCUAACAAUGUUGUGAAUUUUUUUAGGAAUAAGUCCAUUCCAUUUCUUGACAAAAUUAAAAAUGAGUUUCCUAAAUUUAGUUCGACUGAUAAACUACUUUCAGAUUGGUUUAGAAUUUCUAAAGAAUUUGUGAACAGUCAUCCUGAAAUUUUGAUUAGCAUAGCUGAUAAGGGGAACGUUACUGUUGUUCUUGAUAGGAGUGAGUAUGUUGCUAAAAUGGAAAUGAUGUUGUCAGACAUUGACACUUACUCCAAAAUUGAUAAAGAUCCUACAAAAAAAUUGAUUGGGGACAUUAGGAAUUUGCUUGUCAGAUGGAAAAAUAGACAGUACAUUGAUGAUACUGCUUAUCGGAGAUUGUUGGCGACCGAUGGGAGUAUACCUAGGGCAUACGGUUUAACCAAAAUCCAUAAACCAGGUCACCCUUUGAGGAUAAUAGUUUCUUCGAUUAAUAGUCCUUUAUAUAAUUUAUCUUACUACUUGCAUAAAAUUAUUAAUGACAAUAUACCUGAGACACCAAGUUCUAUAAAGAAUAGUUUCGACCUUAUUAAUAAAGUCAAAAAUGUCAACAUUGAUGAGGGUUACAGUUUGGUUUCUUUCGAUGUCGUUUCUUUAUUUACAAACGUUCCUAUAGAGUUGGCUACUGAUAGUGUCGUGGGUAGAUGGGAAUUUAUAUCGGGAAAGACAAAAAUACCUUUAGAUGAAUUUCUAAUAGCCUUCCGCCUGGUUCUUAAUUCAACCUAUUUUGUAUUUAACAAAGUGAUUUACAAGCAAAUAUUUGGAACUCCUAUGGGGUCCCCUUUGUCACCGGUGGUUGCCAAUAUGGUUAUGCAGGACCUUGAGAAAAAAGCGAUUGAUAGGUUACCUUGCAGAUUAUUGUUUUAUUACAGUUAUGUUGGACAAACGAAGAGGCGUUUGCAAACGAGGGUACAGGAACACAUCUCCGAUAUUAAUAAGACGUCUAAAUCUCCGUCGGUUAUUUCUAAUCAUCGAUUAGUAGAAAAUCAUGAUUUUAGAUGGGAUGACGUGAAGGUUUUGGACAUCGAACCAUCGUAUAACAAAAGAUUGAUUUCGGAGAUGGUGCAUAUAAAGAGACAACGACAUGGAAUUAAUAGACAAAUUGAUACCGAAACUUUGCCUGAAACAUAUCAUAAUGUAAUACAAUCGCUUUCUCCUUCUUAG